Lachancea nothofagi CBS 11611 is the source of this 2148-nucleotide messenger RNA. NCBI's taxonomy places the organism in Eukaryota, Fungi, Ascomycota, Saccharomycetes, Saccharomycetales, Saccharomycetaceae. The record is from the annotation of a GenBank genome assembly.
AUGACUAACCACGCUGCUCAACAGCCACCUGUGGAUGACGCGCAGGUCUCCGAGGCCGUCAACUCGGCGUUAGAUCAGCUGCAUCUAGAUGAUUUGUCCGAUACCAGCCGUGAUCCAAAACAGAGCGAAACUGGCACGGCUGCCUCGACGAACAGCGUCUUCCCACCACCACCCAUGAUGAAUAUGGGAUACAUGCACUAUCCACAUAUGAUGCAUUUGCCGCAUUCCCCCGGAUAUUUUCAGGCCCCUGGACCAUCAGAUCCUUUUGUCUCGGACUCUCAAGCGAAUAUGACAUCAGUUGAUCCUACUGCUAUAUUUUCUGCGCAGCAGCAAACUGCGAACCCUGCUGUAUCUAAUGCUAAUAUGUCUGGAAAUGCUGGCUCCACCGCUUUGGACAUAGGUUUUACCACUAACAUUGACCCAUUGUGGUCUUCCAGCAAACAGGAUUUUGGCCCUGACUAUCAAUUCAUCUCCCGGGAAUUGCCUGAAGCUUCUAACGCUUCGCGGAGACAAACAUUUCCAGCCGUUUCUGGCGCCGAAAUAUUGACCGAUGGCACAGCCAUCAGAACUCAAAGCAUCUCUCUGGAAAAAACAGAGGGAAAUGCGGAAUCAGGUCAAAAACCACGGGACUCAGAUCCUGAGCUGUCAAAACAAAAUGCUACUGCCGUUCCGUACUCAGCCGCUGCAUAUCCUUACGGUGGACCUCUUGUUCAACCAAACCCGGUGCUAUCUGGCCAUACUCCACCCGGAUCUGCUCCAGCUUAUGGAAUUCCUUCUCCUUUCCAUGCAUAUGGGUUUUCAUCACCAUUCCAGUCGUUCUCCCCCAUUCCAGGGACCCCCCUUGGUGGUCGGUCUGUCAACGUUCCUUUUCAAAGUGCUGAGCAUUCUGAAAAAGAAGGACCUGUUCCAGAAAACGCCAAUUCUCCUAGGUCCGCAUCCUCGCAACCUCUAGCACCCUGGAUGUAUGGAAACCAUCCGUUCGGACCCAUGGUUCCGAUGCAUCAUCAAAUGAUGGGCCCCCCAGGAAAUAACAACAAUCACAUGCACCCAUCGCAUGCACACAAUAAUCGCCAUCCGAUGCACUCACGUAGACAUAAGGGCAGCCACAACCAAAAAGCAUACCACCGAAAGGGUGAGGACCCUGCUAAAUACGCGAACGCUAAACUCGAAAAUUACAUUGGGAACAUCCUCUCGCUGUGUAAAGACCAGCACGGCUGCAGAUUUCUUCAAAGGCAGCUGGAUAUUGGUGGCUCUGAUGCUGCUGAUGCUAUUUUUGAAGAAACAAAAAGCUACGUGGUGGAACUUAUGACUGACUCCUUCGGGAAUUACUUGAUCCAGAAGCUGCUUGAGAGGGUCAAUGACAGUCAAAGACUUGAGUUGGUAAGAUCCUCUUCUCAGAGUUUCAUUUAUAUUUCUCUCGACCCACAUGGCACGAGAGCUUUACAAAAACUCGUUGAGUGCAUUACCACGGAAGAAGAAGCAAGUAUCAUUGUGGAAUCGUUGCGUGGUUCUAUUGUAGAGCUGAGCAGAGAUCUCAAUGGUAACCAUGUUGUUCAGAAGUGCCUGCAAAAGCUAAAGCCAGAAGACUUCGAAUUUAUUUUCGAAGCUGCGACAGAGGCCUGUGUUAAAAUCGCUACUCACAGACAUGGAUGUUGCGUGCUUCAACGCUGUUUGGAUCAUGGCAACGACGAACAGUUCAGGCGGCUCUGUGAGCAAAUCAUCACCCACGUUGAUGCGUUGACCACCGAUCCCUUCGGCAAUUAUGUGGUGCAGUACAUUUUGACAAAGCAAACCGAACGUUCUGAGUCUGAGUACAUUGACAGAGUGGUAUCAUUACUGAGGCCGAAAAUCAUUGAGCUAUCUUUGCACAAGUUUGGCUCCAACGUAGUCGAAAAGGCCUUGCGUACUCCAGCCGCUUCUGAGGUCAUGAUCAAUGAGCUACUUUCUCAUGGUAACAGCACAAAGAUAGAACAACUUCUCCAUGAUGGUUAUGGGAAUUACGUCCUACAGACAGCGUUGGACGCCGCUCGCGAAAACAACAGGUCCCUCUAUCAGCGACUAAGUGACACACUAAAACCGAUGUUAGUCGGCCCCAUAAGGAAUACCCCUCAUGGCAGAAGAAUUAUGGGAAUACUGGAGGUGGAGUGA